GAAAAUUUAAAAUCCAAUGACAAUUUCAUUUUUGUUCCUUAAAAAUCACCAAAAUCCUCAAAAAAGUAUAAAGAUAUAAAGUACUGCGUGUGUUGGCGGCUCUGAGUGUUUUCUAACACGUUCACGAUGAUCCGCUCCUUCUUCAGGCCUCUCAUCUCCUACCUGAGGAAGUUUUACUACUACGACCCCGAAGAGGAGAUCAGCCCCUCCCUCAAGGACAGAGGACCAGAGUCCAGCCACCAGCAGGAGGUCCAACCAGGAGUCCAGCAGGAGGUCCAGAUAGAGGUCCAGCUGGAAGUGCAGCCAAGUAACCAGCCGGGGGUCCAGCAGGAGGUCCAGCAGGAGGUCCAGCAGGAGGUCCAACAGGAGGUCCAGCAGGAGGUCCAGUCUCAGACGUAGCACUGGAGACUCAGACUUCUUUUCUUUUCUUUGUUUUUUCCGGACACUCAAUCAGCUGACUGAUGGACAAAUAUUCAAACUGGACACACAGACUCUCAGCCAAUCAGCUCCCUUGCUCAGUCCUGUAUCGGGGCGGGUUUCAGAUGAUCCACCCUCCUCCGAGCGCUCUGAUUGGCUCUCUCCCACGUGGAGUUGACGGGGGAGGGACAGGGGAUGUGGAGACCCCGCCUCUCUCAUGAUGUCAUCAUUGAGCAGCUGGACUAACAAUGACAUCACUGUUAGCCAAGACGCUUAAAAAAAAAAACAAAGACCCUCGACGUGAGGAAACAUCCGUCACCUUUAGGAUCCUUUAACCCUUUCAGACCUGGAGUGACUUUUCCUUCACAAGAAUUUAACCCUUUGAAAUGUGAGCAAAAAAAAGGUUUGAUUUCUCUGAACAGCUCGAAAAAAGAAAUAAGCAACUUGGCAUGAAAGAUGAUAUGAGGAAACGACCUGAAAAUAAUUUUAUAAAGAGAAAGAAUCACUAGAAAAAUAUUACGAAAACUAUAAUUAAUA
Messenger RNA from Plectropomus leopardus (leopard coralgrouper), 954 nucleotides. Lineage: Eukaryota; Metazoa; Chordata; Actinopteri; Perciformes; Serranidae. The record is from RefSeq and is a predicted model, not a curated record.